AUGGCUCGUCAAUUCUUCGUCGGAGGUAACUUCAAAAUGAACGGAUCUAAGGAGUCCCUUUCCGCCAUUGUCGACAACUUGAACAAGGCUGACUUGCCUCAAAACGUCGAGGUGGUUAUUGCUCCUCCAGCCCCAUACCUUUCUCUUGUUGUUGAGGCCAACAAGCAAAAAACCGUCGAGGUUUCUGCCCAGAAUGUUUUCGCCAAGGCCUCUGGCGCCUAUACGGGUGAAAUUUCUCCUCAGCAAUUGAAGGACUUGGGUGCCAACUGGACCUUGACCGGCCACUCUGAGAGAAGAACCAUUAUCAAGGAGUCUGACGAGUUCAUUGCCGAAAAGACCAAGUUUGCUUUGGAGUCUGGAGUCAGUGUCAUUUUGUGUAUUGGUGAGACCUUGGAGGAGAAGAAGGCUGGUGUCACGCUUGACGUCUGUGCCAGACAAUUGGAUGCUGUGUCGAAGAUUGUUUCCGACUGGUCCAACAUCGUUCUUGCCUACGAGCCAGUCUGGGCGAUCGGCACCGGUUUGGCUGCCACCCCACAGGACGCUCAGGACAUUCACAAGGAGAUCAGAGCUCAUUUGGCCAAGACCAUUGGUGCUGAACAGGCUGAGGCAGUCAGAAUCUUGUACGGUGGUUCCGUCAACGGCAAGAACGCCACUGAAUUCAAGGACAAGGCUGACGUCGACGGCUUCUUGGUGGGAGGUGCUUCUUUGAAGCCGGAGUUUGUCGACAUCAUCAAGUCUAGAUUGUAA
Molecule: messenger RNA, 747 nt
Organism: Metschnikowia bicuspidata var. bicuspidata NRRL YB-4993
Lineage: Eukaryota; Fungi; Ascomycota; Pichiomycetes; Serinales; Metschnikowiaceae
Gene: TPI1
Product: triose-phosphate isomerase
Exons: 1
Coding region: 1-747 (248 amino acids)
Biological process (GO): gluconeogenesis; glyceraldehyde-3-phosphate biosynthetic process; glycolytic process
Cellular component (GO): cytosol
Molecular function (GO): triose-phosphate isomerase activity
Source: RefSeq, a predicted model, not a curated record